CCAGCCCUUCUUCCUUAGAAGCGCCGAAGACUAUCCAGAAAGUUUGCAGAGUGUCCCCAGAGCGGAUUUUGGAUUGAGUGAAGAAAGACAUUCGUGGGCUGUCCAGACUGUAGACCACCAAACCGAUCAACACCUAGAAUGGCCACGGCAAGCACCUCUGGACAAAGUACCUUUGGGCUGGGCAGGAAGAAGAAGGCCCCUGGUCUCCUGGAUCAGAUUGGCAGGUUCUUUGGAGGAGACAAAAAGAAAAAGGGAAAGAGACCCCAGCACUCUUCCACUCGUCGUCAUGGAGAAGUCAACCCUGUGGUGCAUUUCUUCAGGAGCUUGGGGUCUUCUUCUCGUCCCAAGUCGAGGUGGAGAGAACUGUUGGGUCUGGCUUCCCCGUCAACGCAUGGCUUGGAGAGCAUUAGAUCGCCUCACAGACGCAGAAGGGAACAGAACACACUCUCCAGAAUCUUCAACCUGGGAGAAAGCCGAUCUCGCUCUCCACCCAAACGCUGGAGCACCAUCUUCUGAGCCCUUCCCCGACCAGAAAAACACCAAGAUGGAAGAGAGUGAAACGGAUGAAAAGCAAAAACUUGAGAGGGAGGAUCUCUGCCCUUUAUACUCACAAGUCGCAGCAAGUUUAACAGACUAACAUUAGCCAUCUUCGCUUCCUAGAUCUUCGCUUUCCUGCAAUCCAAGUAUUUGUUGUUACAAGCCUGCAGGGUUUUAUAAGCAUGUGUGGACUGUAUGUGUGCAAAACUGCUGCAAUAAUUGUCAAUGGUCAGGAGAUGCGAUAUUUGGACGACUAGUUGCUAUAUUGAAAGUCUCCCUGCAAAAUUUAGUUCAAAGAAGAUCAUCAUACCUCAGAAAUCCAGAUUAACCAUGACUAUUAUUGUUUGAUUAUUAGUCUUAAUUGACCGAACUAGACAGACUGUUUCUCUGUUUGAACCAUUAAACAUAAAAGUAAGAUAUAAUGUCCAUCAAGACCCCAUUACUGUAUAAUUCAUCCUCAGUGAUGUGCAGUGUAUUUGUGGAUAUUUAUGUUAAUUGUGGUCCUUGUGUUAUAUAUUGGUUAUGUUCUUUGUACCAAGAACUAUGUAUAUAGGACUAUUUAUUGUGUUUUGAGCAACAUAAAAAUGACCUAAUAUUAAAUUUGAUUUAUUUCAGUAAUUAUUUAGCUCUUUUAUUAGAAACAUGCCUUAAAAUUAUUACUCAAAGACUAAAAACACGAUUUUGUGGAUUAGGGUGUAGAUUCUAAGCAUAUCUGAUGUUUGGAUUGUAUGCCCUCAAAUGUUACACUUCGGUAUGUGUUUUAAAACAGCCUGUAAAUGUUGUCUGCGUCAUUAUGUCUGCUAUGUUAUUUUAAAAAAGAUCUCAUGUAAUCACCAGGGGUAGGAUUAAAAUUUAAUAACAGACUUGCAAAAAUCUAGGACAGUCACUGGGAGCAUAAAGGGUAUGAAACCGGUGGAAGGAAACCUGAAAGUGUAUGAGGGAUAAUGUGAGAAAUUAUGAGGAAUUCCGAGAGAGUGUGGUGGAGUUUAUUCAGCUGAUUUUUAUUUCUGUGAUGUUUCUCACAUGUCUAAAUAAUGUUCAUUGUUUCGUGUCUCAUAGACUGUAUGUAUCACUUCCUGUAUGUAUUGUUUCUGAAAUACUGCUGAAUAAACAUUAGGUCAAAUAUUCUCCCUGUCAGCGCUGGAUUUUUCUCCAAAAUGGUGCUACGAGUGGCCAGGUGUUCUGAUGUAAUAUCUUUAACCUUCCCUUUAUUUAUGAAGUAACUAAAUAAAGAAUCAGAAACGUA
Molecule: messenger RNA, 1783 nt
Organism: Carassius auratus (goldfish)
Lineage: Eukaryota; Metazoa; Chordata; Actinopteri; Cypriniformes; Cyprinidae
Product: myelin basic protein
Exons: 6
Coding region: 139-516 (125 amino acids)
Molecular function (GO): structural constituent of myelin sheath
Source: RefSeq, a predicted model, not a curated record